UCUCGAGAAUUUCGGAUAUGCGAAACUCUACAUCUAUUAGUAAAAUUGUCCCUGAAAAUGAGAACAUGACCUAAAAAACCACACGUAAAAAUGGCACAUUGGAUGAAAAGGGCAGGCUCUAUACUUCCCUUUUGGAAAAGAACAAUUCCGCCAUUCCCUGUCUACUGGAAAGGAGAUCCGAAGAACAGAGUAUUUCUACCUACCUUUUGGAUGAAAUUAGUAAAACCAGACCGUGAAAUGCCCCCAGACUAUUUGCAAUUUAUAGUACAUAAACAAAUGAGCACACAUGAUGUGAAAAAUUACUUGGAAAAGAUAUAUGAGGUACCAGUUCUUAGGGUCAGAACAGAAAUAAGAAGAGGUAUACCAUUUACUAAGGAAAUGUGGCUUAAAUAUGUUCGGAAUCCAGGUUAUCCAAUUCAUCAGCGGUUUCCACGCGAUGCUGAGCGAGAAAUGUCAGGGGUUAUCAACUUUACAGAUGAAUUUAAAGUAGCCUACGUGCAAGUGCCUGAGGAAGUGAAAUUUACUUGGCCAGAUAUUUUUAAAGAAAAUAAACCACUUAUGGAAAAGGCUUUGGAAGAAAGGAAGAAAUUUUCAAAAGAACAAAAGCGUUUGGAAAAAUCCAAAGGCAGUAAAGACUUGCCAGCAUGGUUUAGGUGAAAUCUGUUCUGUCAACAACUGAUGAAGAACAGUCAAUACUCAUCUGAUUUUCAAGACCAAAAGUUCUCAGUACAUUGGUAUGGAAAUAAUGGGAAAUUUAACAUUUUAAGGGCCCACUUGAUAUGACAUCUGGUUUAAUGUAGAAGAAAAAA
This is a messenger RNA of Lingula anatina, 809 nucleotides long. RefSeq names its product large ribosomal subunit protein uL23m. Gene Ontology annotation, biological process: mitochondrial translation. Gene Ontology annotation, molecular function: structural constituent of ribosome. The record is from RefSeq and is a predicted model, not a curated record. NCBI's taxonomy places the organism in Eukaryota, Metazoa, Brachiopoda, Lingulata, Lingulida, Lingulidae. Gene Ontology annotation, cellular component: mitochondrial large ribosomal subunit; ribosome.